Diabrotica virgifera virgifera (western corn rootworm) is the source of this 3735-nucleotide messenger RNA. RefSeq names its product dipeptidase 1-like. The record is from RefSeq and is a predicted model, not a curated record. Gene Ontology annotation, biological process: proteolysis. The transcript has 5 exons. NCBI's taxonomy places the organism in Eukaryota, Metazoa, Arthropoda, Insecta, Coleoptera, Chrysomelidae. The coding region runs from base 1 to 1509 and encodes 502 amino acids. Gene Ontology annotation, molecular function: metallodipeptidase activity.
AUGUUACCCUUUGGAGGUAACACAGUAGAUCCAACAAAACACGAAUUAAAACCACACACGGGCUCACGGAAGAAAUCAAAAUCAAUGCAGGCAUUAGACAAGGGGACAGCCUCAGUCCAUGCCUAUUUAAUCCCACAUUGCCCUCGUGAACUCCCCAUCCGAGAAACAUCCUUUAACGUGCCUCAAUACUACAAUGAUGUUCGGGAUUACUACCAUCCAUACGACUACCAUGGCUCUAUCGAAUCUUGCUCAUGCAGUUCCGGAUCCGACACUUCAAGGACCACUUUUCGAGGCCCUUGGUGUGUCUGCAUAGUCAUAUGCGUAAUAGUAGCGACGUUAACAGCAGGUUUAGGUUUACCAUUAGCUUUAGGUCCCCAUCUGCCUCCACAAACAACCGAAGAACGUUUGAAUUUGGUCAAGAAGCUUCUGAAAGAACAACCUUUGAUAGACGGCCAUAACGAUCUGCCCUGGAAUCUUAGAAAAUUCGUUCACAAUAAGCUUUUUAAACUUAAUCUUAGCGCUAUUAGUGAGGAGGAGCCUUGGUCUACGAGCAAGUGGUCACACACGGAUAUACCAAGGCUUCGAGCAGGCUUAUUAGGCGCUCAAUUUUGGUCUGCUUACGUGCCUUGCAAAGCCCAACAUAUUGAUGCUGUCCAAGUUACAUUGGAACAGAUUGAUGUUAUCAAAAGGCUGGUAGAUUUUAAUUCGAACCAUUUUUCGUUGGUACGUUCUACGCAAGAAAUACGCAGCGUCCAUAAAGAGGGGAAGAUAGCUUCCUUGAUAGGAGUAGAAGGUGGACAUGCUUUGGGAAAUUCGUUAGCUGUGCUAAGGACCUUUUAUAACCUGGGAGCCAGAUAUCUCACAAUCACCCAUUCGUGCGACACCCCUUGGGCUACGGGGACCAACACAAAGACCCAAGACGGCCUUUCGGAAUUCGGAAAAAGCGUCAUAAAAGAGAUGAACCGUCUGGGCAUGAUAGUCGAUCUCUCGCACACUUCCAUGAACACUGCCAAGGCGGCGCUCAACGUAUCCCGGGCGCCCGUUAUUUUUUCCCAUUCAAGCGCCUUCUCGUUGUGCAACUCGUCCCGAAACGUCCCGGACGAUGUACUGAAACUCAUCGCGCACAACGGCGGAGUGAUCAUGGUGAAUUUUUACAAUUACCAUGUUACCUGUAACGAAACUGCCACUAUACAAGACGUUAUUAACCAUAUUAACCACAUUCGGUCCGUUGCUGGCAUCGAUCAUGUUGGAAUAGGAGCAGGAUACGACGGAAUUAACAUGACACCGAGCGGUCUAGAAGACGUCUCAAAGUACCCUUACCUAUUCGCCGAACUUCUGGCCGACCCUUCAUGGACCGAAAAAGAUGUUAUCUCUUUAGCAGGCUUGAAUUUGCUGAGAGUAUUCGAACAAGUGGAAGAAAUUAGAGACAAGUCGAAGAAACAAGAGAUUCUUCCGCUCGAAGACAACAUUCCACCUAUGCAUAAUCCCUGCUCUUCUUUAUACUCUUGACGACGGUUGUACAGGUUUUUAGGAUAUCAAAGGUUAAAUAAACUGUUUAAAUUAUCGUUUGACUAAAAUAUGUGUAUAUUAUUGCGACAAUAUUUUCGAUCGGUAAAUCGUAUAUUAAAGUAAACGUUUUGGUAUAUACUAAAAAUGUGUGUGGUUCAUUAAAUCGAUCUUUGCUUGAUUGAAAAAUACUAUAAACUAAAGUUUUCUAAAUCAAAUUAAUAUAUUAAACCACAUUAUUCGACAGAAGUUUAUGUGCCAUUUUUUCUCUCCUCUUUAUGUGAUAAAAGAUAAUAUGUUUUAAAACAUUUUGGAACAUGGAUCUUUCCCUUAUGUUACUGGAUAUUUUUCCGUAUGUUUGGAGUUAUCUUAACAGUCUUCUUCUCCUUAAUGUGCCUAUCCGUGAAGAAAGUUGGCGAUCAUCAUCGCAAUCUUGUUUUGUCUGCAGCAAUGUGGAAAAGCUGUGCAUGCAAAAGCUGCAGAGAUGUUAAGUUGAACCAGGUUUUGAGGUUCUUUAACCAGGAUGUUCUUCUUCUUCCUGGACCUCGUUUUCCAAAUAUUUUUCCUAGUAGAUAUGGCUUGCAGGGAUUGUAGAUUAUCUUUACUGGCAACUAUCAGGAUAGCAUCAUCUACAUAACAAAGUUUUCUUAUCCAACGGUUGCACAUCUUAACCUUCGUUUACACUUUCAAUCAGUUGGUCCAUUAUUAUGUUAGAAAGAAAUAGGAUAAGGCUAUCUACCUGCCUGAUGUGAUAACUAAACUGUAAGUUAUGUUCUUAUUCUUGUGUUAUUAUUAAUAUUAACUUAUAUUACUAGGUUUAUAUGAUACUUGUUAACACUCUUUUGAUUUAAUCAGUCAACUACACCCUAAAGCUUUACACUGUCAAAAAUGCUUGCUUCAGAUCUACAAAACAUGUGUACAUCACCUCAUUGAAUUUCUCCUUUCAAUUAAAAUAGGCUAAAUAUUACUUCUAUCGUGGAUCUAUAGGUCUUCAACAUUACAUCUUUAAAUUACAGAAUUAAAAGAGAAAAAAAAUACAGAUAACCAGCUUUGCAUGAAUUAUUAUUAUGUAUUUAUUAUGAACAUUUCCACCAAUACAGAUCAUGUACUACAGAUGUAGUACAGAUCAUGUCGGUCAAAAUUUAGAAAACGCUGGUUUACAAUGUCGAUGUAAAAAUUCGUUUUUUGGCGGGCCACCUUAACUAAUCGAGGUGUAAAUUUGACUUUCUUAGAAUAUAUCCAAUUAAUUUUGUUUCUACAGUACAUUAACAGUCACAAUAGAUCUUUUUUUAGACAAUUAAUAAUAGUUUCGCAUUGUAAAGUUUCUCUUAAUAAUUCUGUUCUUUUAGAAUAUUUUUGUGUACUUAAUUAGAAUUCAACUUUUAUUUGUUCCAUUAUCACUCCUAUUUGUAAUCGGCUUCGAUAUAAGUGUUCUGAAAGCAGAAAUAGAGGCGGUGAUAAAAAAGUUCAAAUUCAGAAAAACAGCAGGAGAAGAUGAAGCAAGAAUGAGACACGCAAAGAAAUGGGAGAUGUACGGAUUGAAAUAGAUAAUGCUUAGAAUCUGCAAUGAAAUCUGGAAUACUGGAAAUUGGAAAAAUGACUGGUAUAAGCCCACUUUUAUUCCUAUAUAUAUAUAAAUAAAGUUUCACCGACAGAUUGCAACAAUUACUAUACAGUAGCAUGCAGUAGCAAUAUCCCAUGCGAACGAAGUAUUCCUUACCAUUAUCAAUGAAAGACUAAAAUCAGUACGCUUACCACAGAUUCCCCAAGAACAAAGCGGAUUCAUCGCAGGUAGGGACAGAGGAGAGCACAGUCUUAAUAUUCGUCAAAUUAAAAAAAAAUCCCGAAAAUUGAUGAAAAAUGUGGCAUAUACUUAGGUAACAAUUUCUUUUUUCGAUCCUAUAUCUAUAUUUUCAUAUAUUUCUAUAAAACAAAUAUAAAAAUAAUUAAAAUCUCUGAAAAAUUAAGGUGAUUCGCCAAAACAGGUUAAUAUCAUUCCAUUUUAAUUAUUAUAAAAAAUACCACAAACUUUCACAUUUCCUAAUUAUAAGAACAUGAAUCAUAACUUUUUUUGAGUAUAUUGAAAAUCAAAUAAACAAGAUCUGCUCUGCCGUGCUAGGCCCAAAGGCGGUAACUAACAUUUGAAAAAAUGGUGGCAAAAUCGAUUUCAAAAUUGAAUGCUACAAUUUUGGCCCGUUAGGGAUUUAUGGACUAGCUAAUAGAUUUAAU